Anneissia japonica is the source of this 2166-nucleotide messenger RNA. RefSeq names its product histone H2B, gonadal. NCBI's taxonomy places the organism in Eukaryota, Metazoa, Echinodermata, Crinoidea, Comatulida, Comatulidae. Gene Ontology annotation, molecular function: DNA binding; protein heterodimerization activity; structural constituent of chromatin. The record is from RefSeq and is a predicted model, not a curated record. The transcript has a single exon. Gene Ontology annotation, cellular component: nucleosome. The coding region runs from base 1626 to 1994 and encodes 122 amino acids.
UGUAUGAAAUACAUGAAAAUGUAUUACGGUAUUUCUCCGUCUCAGUUAAUUCAUCUUUCUUGAAUAGUACGGUUAAAUAGAUAUAUUCAUAGACCGUGUGAUGGAUAAAACAGGUACUCAAACCAUAACUUUAAGCUAUCAGAUAUUACAACAGGUAUAACAAAAAUGUACGCAGAAUAACCGUUCUUGACAGCGCUUGUAAUCAUUACUAAACUAGCAAAAUGUUCAUAUUUAUUUAAAACACACGUAUUGCAGUGACAAUAUUUUUUUUGAUACAGUGAGGUAGAGUGAACAAAAGUAGGCAAUUUUAAUCUUAAGAUAGCAGAAUAGUAACACUAUUUGGACACACAUUUAUAGCAAUGGUAAAAAUAUGAAAAAAUAUAACAAAUACACUGAAUAUACUGAUCUCGACAAAAAAGUACAGCCUUGACCCAAGUGGCACUACAUAUACAGUGUAGUUCUUUUCUCGUUUGUGAUGAAAUCAUCACAUUAAUUCAACAUUUAAUCAUAAUACUUCCUAAUAUAAUGUUUAAUAUUUUACUUCAGCUUUAGGCACUGGUCAAGGAUAUACCAAACAGUGAACACAUUUUUAUAAGAACCCGUCAGAGGCUGAAAUUGCUUAAAAAUGAAAAGAAACAAAUUGAGGCUGAGAUACAAUGUCCAUUUUCUGUAACUUAUGUACAGACGUGUGGCUAUAUAAUACCCUCUAUACAAUGAUUCCUAAUCUGGGGUCCACAAAAAAUAAUUAGGGGUUAAUUUUGAAUAUAUUGCAAUUUAUUUAUAAACAAAUGAAAAUACAAAGUUGAAUAUCAAAAUUCGGAGAGAGAGAAAAUAAAGUGAUGCUUAUCCUAUGAAAAUGGGAACCAACUGACCUAUACGUAGGGUUUUUUAUAAAUUGGAACCAAAGGGGAGUGAAAGGUAGGUCAAGUUAACCUGUGCAUACCAAUGUCAUGAUCAAAACACAUCAGUUGUCACUGGUAUUUAGCAAGGCUAAUAAAUUGGGCCUAGGUAACUGUACCAAGGUUAUUACCAUUAUAGGUAAAUACUGAGAAUUCAUAUGGGAUAAAAAAAUUUAAAAAAUACAGGAAAUACAGUUCAGUACUGUACUUGAAUGAUUGUAAUUUAUAAAUUCAAACAUUACAAAUAAAAGUCCAAUAUUUAUAGAUGCUACAAAUUAAUUGUUGUCAAGUUAGCAGAAUAAAAUUAAUCAUACCACAGAUACUAUAUUUACACACAUUAUUACUGUAUCAUUAUCCGCCAUGCUAUAAGCAUUAAUUACUGUACUGUAGUGUUAAUUACUUGUAUUUUACUCACUUUGGAAAUUGGGCGCCAUUUCAACUUCAUUGCUAUUGUUCUGUGACUCAUUUUGGGCUUGUUGAACAAUUUUGGGCGUAACAGGAGCUAGAAUAAUAGGUUCUUUGAUAAGGUCUGCUAGGCGGUUGAUAAAGCCCACAUAGUAUAAUUAUCACCAAUUCAAUAAAUCGCGCGUUUUUAAUAGCCAAUAGGAAGCCUUUGAGAUAAUACGAUAGCGUGGGAAGUCCUACUUUGCAUAUCUCACUCUAUAAAUACCGUGCUCGUUGAAGAGUUCGUCACUCAUCUAUUCGUAGGCUACAUACAUAGAAAACAUGCCUCCAAAAACUUCAGGAAAAGCUGCCAAAAAGGCCGGUAAGGCUAAAGCCGUUAGAUCUGGCGACAAGAAAAGAAAACGUAAGCGCAAGGAGAGCUACAGUAUCUACAUCUACAAGGUGUUGAAGCAAGUUCACCCAGACACUGGUAUCUCCAGCAGAGCCAUGGGAAUCAUGAACAGCUUCGUCAACGAUAUCUUCGAACGUAUUGCCGGUGAAGCAUCUCGUCUUGCUCACUACAACAAGAAAUCCACCAUUACCAGUAGGGAAGUCCAGACAGCUGUUCGUCUUUUGUUGCCCGGUGAAUUGGCCAAGCAUGCCGUGUCUGAAGGCACCAAGGCUGUCACCAAGUACACCAGCUCCAAGUAAUCAAGACGGCGCAAUUUCAAACCAAACGGCUCUUUUCAGAGCCACCAAAAGUUCAAAAGAGAUUUGUGUGCAAUAUCUGUAUGUGCAUGUUUUCUAUAUUUAGUUUAAAUAUUCUGAACAUAAUAUAGAAAAUGAAUCAUUUUAUAAACGUAAUACACAUUGAGUAUAUCGU